AUGUUUUUUUGGUUUUUUUUCCUUCCCACUUGUUUUAUGACCCACCCCACCGUCUCUUCAUUCUCCUCGUUUUUCUUUUUAACUUUCUGUUCGGUCUCUCUUUCUCCUUAUGCUUUUUUGCUUUCCAAUCUUUCUUUCCUUUUCAUUUUCAUGUCCUCUCUCUCUCUCUCUCUCUCUCUCUCUCUCUCUCUUAUUUCGGUUUGCUACAACACAACUGGCGGUCUCCCACCGACACUCCAGCCUGUCGAGCCACGUUGUCGCCGCCUUGCGUGUUCGUCGAUCGAGACACCGUUCCUCCUCACCCGAGACGUUAUUUGUACGGAAAAAUUUAUUAGUGAUGAGAGGCGCUGCGUUGAAAAGAUGAUAUCUAUCUAUCUAUCUAUCUAUCUAUCUAUCUAUCUAUCUAUCUAUCUAUCUCAUUUAUUCAUAUCUAUCUAUCUAUCUAUCUAUCUAUCUAUCUAUCUAUCUAUCUAUCUAUCUAUCUAUCUAUCUGUUGUGGGACCUUACCCAUAA
This is a messenger RNA of Acanthosepion pharaonis, 513 nucleotides long. The record is from the annotation of a GenBank genome assembly. Lineage: Eukaryota; Metazoa; Mollusca; Cephalopoda; Sepiida; Sepiidae.